AUGAAGUUCAACAAUCCACUACCUCAAUCUCUUGCCAAGGAAUGCGACAAAGCCGCUAAGAUCUUCAAGAGUUUCGUAGACGGUGGCAAUAAUGGACUCGACGGAGUUAUUCCGCGGCAUGUACUUGAGCAAGCCAAGGGCUUCGCUAUCUUCACGGUCUUCAAGGCCGGCUUCGUGUUCUCCGCUCGCGCCGGCAGUGGUGUUGUUAUAGCGCGACUUGAGGAUGGCAGUUGGUCCGCCCCGAGUGCGAUUGGCACAGCGGGCGUGGGCGUCGGCGGACAAGCUGGGGCGGAAGUGACCGACUUCUUGGUCGUGCUCAACUCACGUUCAGCUGUUCGUUCAUUCAUGGCCGCCGGUUCGCUCACGUUAGGAGGGAACAUGUCUCUAGCGAUGGGCCCCCUCGGACGCAAUGGUGAGGCUACAGGCGCCCUCAACACCUCUGGGAAGUUAGCAGCCAUGUACUCGUACUCGAAGACCAAGGGUCUCUUCGGUGGUGUGUCACUUGAAGGGAGCGUGAUCGUUGAGCGACAAGACGCAAACGCGCUUGCCUACCGAUCCGACGUCACCGUCAAGCAGCUUCUUUCCGGGCUAGUUGAUGUACCCGACUUCGCGCAGAACCUGGUCAAUACUCUCAAGGCAUGUACGGGCAUGCCAGGCAUGCGCAAUUGGGUGGACGACUCGCCCGCGGCAAUCGGUCGCCCGCCAAGUACUUCGCCCAGCGCCUAUGCAUUCAGCGGUAUCAGCUCAGCUGGUCCGAAGACUCCCAGCGGCUCGUUCAUGUCACGCGCGAAGCACAAGAAGCAGUCGCCUUCGUUUCCGCCGCUUAGCUGGGGCUCGCGCAAGAACGACGGCAGUUACUUCGGGUCGGAAGGCGCCGCAUACUCAUCUACGGGCCGUACUGCAGAUGACGCAUCAUUAGACCCGUAUGAAGGCACGAACCGCUCGACUACGCCUCUCUCUACACGACGAUCCGUAGAAACCAAGAAGCCUUCACCCACUCGCGAUCUGCUCAUGGAUGAUGGGCCUACGAACUUCGAGACACACUUUGCCAGUGACUUCGUGCCCGAGUCGCGGCCAGCUAUCAAGCAACUUUCCUACUCAAAUGGAUCGGGGCGCAUGUCCUCUUUCGGGGCGGCAGAUCUGGACCCUUUCCCUGCACCACCGGCCACGAAUGGUACUGGUUUCGGUCACGGGCGGUCGCAGUCUGCGUUCCCUGGCGGCUCAGUAGGGAGUCGCAACCACUAUGCGCCGCCCACACAGCGCCCUCCCACAGACUCAUACGACAGCAAUCCAUUCGCGCCGACCAUAGACGACGACGAUCCUUUCGGCCUUGGACUAGGUCGGCGCAGUCCAACGGGCGGACGAGCAUCCGCCCUUCCCUCGCCCAGUCCGAAACCAUUCAUCGCGCCGAAGAGAGAGCUCACUACGCCCAUGCCUGCGGAUGGCAUUGCUAGGGCGAUCGCGCUGUUCGACUUCAACGCUGUGCAGAGUGGGGAUCUGUCCUUCAACAAGGGGCAGAUCAUCACGAUCACGGAGAAGAGCGACGAGGUCAAUACAUGGUGGAAGGGGAAGCUCGAGGGGCGCGAAGGGAUUUUCCCAGCCAAUUUUGUAGAAGUUGUGCGAUGA
Messenger RNA from Peniophora sp. CBMAI 1063, 1626 nucleotides. NCBI's taxonomy places the organism in Eukaryota, Fungi, Basidiomycota, Agaricomycetes, Russulales, Peniophoraceae. The record is from the annotation of a GenBank genome assembly.